AGGGUGUGUUCUGCUUUCUUCGUCGGAUGAGUUGUUUUCCAUACCGCUCUAGGGCUGGAUCACCAUCUACUUAUGAGGAUGGCCCUUUAUUUUGGGUAAGCUAUAUCUCAUGUUUAAUAGGAUUGUUUCGUCCACUUUUUGGAUGCUGUAUUUUUAUAAUGCCUGACAGCGCUGUCUGCAAAGAUGGACGUCCAGCCGCCCCAUUAAAGCCCCUAGCUUAAAGAAAAAUGUGUAAAGGAAUUGUGUAAUACGUCUAAACCUCUUCGUAAAAAUUAUGCAUCGUCAACACCACUGAUCUUUGUGUUUAAGUCACAGACUUUCAACAAAAUUGUAAUUCCAUACAGCCGCUCAAACCUUGGCGUUAGCGCAAAUGAGAGAGAAGGCUCCGCUACGCCCCCUCCACCUCUGCGGACUUCAAGUGCAGCCAUCCUGCGGUCCCAGGAACAGUUGGCGCGGAAGCUUGCCAAACCACUACCUCCUACUCCCGUUGAAGAAAAGAAAAGAGAAAGAAAGACCAAGCGUACGAUUAUGAUAACUGCUGUUACUCGUUUUCAGUCAAGGCGACCAAGUCGAAAUCGAAUAUGAUGCCUGAUAUUACGCCACCUUCCAAUGUAGUUCGUCAACUUCAUAUUACUAUCGAUCCCAACACAGGAAAGUUUCAGGGCAUUCCUCCUGACUGGGGCCAGUUCAUCCACAUGCUGGGGAUAACGAAGAGCGAACAGCAACAAAAUGAGCCGGUGUUACUUAGUAUAUUCGAAAUGCUGACCAAACAAAAUGCUACCCGAGAGAAAUACAUGCUAGCUUGCAGUGAAGGUUUUCAAUUUAGUGACUAUUCCCCAACGGGACAGCGAAAUGUACCCGGUGACUCAAACUCCAUAACCAAUACGGGCUUUUUAACAGCACAUCUUAAAGCAUCUACACCAGAACGCGAAUGCAUUCCACACUUCACUCAUGCUUCCGGCACUGUUGGUGUCCGCAGUAGUAGCCUUAGCAGUGGACGAGGCAGCAGCGAUGGAGUGAGGAGUCACAGCGGUAGCGGCAGUGCCGGUGCCGCUAGCCGUAGCAGCAGCAGUGGCCAUGGAGGUGCCGGUUUUCCGACUGCAACCGUCAUUUUAACCAAUAACUUUCGCCGUUCGGCUGCCGCACCAAACACACUACUCUCUGCUGUCACGCACUAUGGCAACUCUACCACCAGCUCUGACCCUAACUAUUUUACCAAUGUGGUUGGCACCGGUGAUGCUUAUCAAGUGCCAUCGAAGUGCCCAACUACUUGCACUAUUGAGACUCAUACUGCGCAACUUCAUCAGCCCCGUGAUUCCCACUCGAAUAUUCCCCGAAACCUGGCUCUUCCCGCCGAAUAUUCUGCAGGGAAGCCAGCAUUUUAUACCCUGCCUGCCUACACUGUCGCGCACCUCCCACGCCACCCAACUUCAUCUACGCAGAUGGCCUCAUAUUACCAAACCUCUACAUCUUCGGCGAAUUCAGGUCACCAUCUGUAUCAAAAUGUCCAAACCCAUCCUUGCAUACCAAUCAGCUCGUUGUCAGAAGCGGACUCGUCUCUACCGCCUCGCUCAGCACCUGAUCCCGAUUUUACUGUAGGCUAUGAAUCUCACCAUAUGGUCAAAGUUUCCCCCUCGGUUUGCAAUGACCAAAAGCAGCGAGAACAAUGUGACCCCACAUCUUACACUAAUGACCUACCGGUCCACAAACCACCAUGGCAUGGAACUCAUCACGAGCAGCAUCCACUGUCACCUGGUCUUCCGAGACGGUUUGUUGACGGCGUCAUCCCUCCCGGUAGCUUGGGCCACAUUCAGUACUCUUCCGGUCAAUCGUCACCAUCACCCGCUGGUUCUGCCACUCCUGUCCCUACACCCCGCAGAGAAUCCUUAAAACUGAACGUUCUACCAACUCGAGCUGGUCCAGCUCCUUUAACCACUCACAACCUGGGCCUCAUUUCCGAUCAGACUAAUUUGACGAACUUGGACCGGGAUCCCACACCCCCUCCCGUCGCUACUCGACCUGAAAAAACUAAGUCAAUUUAUACGAAACCCAUUGAGCCAAGUUUAAAGGAAACCACAAUCCCAAAUGGCAACCAAAGUGCUUCCAACCGAUCCUCCCUUCAGCCUGUUGCACACCCCUUGGUUUCCGCGCUUUCCCCGGAUAUUCCAGCUACACCCAAUCUCAGCCCGUCGGAAGAUAGCAAUCCAGCCGUUCAAGCAUCAACGUGCAAGAUGCCUUCAAAAUCCACAACCUUGGAACGAGUUCAACAUAAAAAAGCUCAUCCGAAGAUGUCGGAUGAGGCGAUACACGAGAAGCUGCGUAUGAUAGUCAGCCUCGGUGAUCCAAACCGGAAGUAUGAGCGGCAAGAGAAAAUCGGUCAGGGUGCUUCCGGUGUGGUCUACGGUGGGGUGGAGAUUGCCACAGGCCGACGCGUAGCCAUCAAGCAAAUGGACUUGAGGCAGCAGCCGAAGAAAGAGCUGAUCGUUAACGAGAUAUACGUGAUGAAGGCGAAGAAGCAUCCCAAUGUUGUCAACUAUCUGGAUAGCUAUCUAGUCGGAGAUGAACUUUGGGUCGUGAUGGAAUACCUAGAUGGCGGUUCUUUGACUGAGGUAGUCACCGAGACCUACAUGGAGGAAGGACAGAUAGCCGCCGUGUGUAGAGAGUGUCUCCAAGCCCUUGACUUCCUGCACAAGAACCAGGUCAUCCACCGCGAUAUCAAAUCGGACAACAUUUUGCUCGGUCUUGAUGGAUGCGUGAAACUAACCGACUUCGGAUUUUGUGCGCAACUGAAUUCCGAGCACAGCAAACGAUCAACCAUGGUGGGCACUCCAUACUGGAUGGCCCCGGAAGUUGUCACACGCAAACAAUAUGGGCCGAAGGUGGACGUUUGGUCUUUGGGUAUCAUGGCAAUCGAGAUGUUAGAUGGGGAACCCCCUUACUUAAAUGAGAAUCCCGUUCGCGCGCUGUAUCUUAUCGGAACGAAUGGGAAACCCGAGAUAAAAGAGCGUGAGAAGCUCAGUCCGGAAUUCCAAGACUUUCUCGACCGCUGUUUAGAAGUUAAAGUGGAACAGCGUGCCACCGCACAGGAACUGCUACAACACCCAUUUAUUAUGCAGUGCUCCAAGCCACUUUCUUCGUUAACCCCCCUGAUUCUUGUGGCGCGGGAACAAGCAAGACAACACAACAGCUAACACUAACUGACGACCCUCUUGGAUAUCCGCAUGCACGAGUGGCACCGCAACCAAUCCCGUAUCCCUCUAACGUGAUGGAUGAGACUAAAUGCUCCACACAAGGGCACCAUUUGCUGAGCUAAUCCACCAAUUUUGUUGUUUUGUGAUGAACCACGGCUGCUGCGAAUCGUCUCUCUUGUAUCAACUAGAUGUGUCAUCUAGUACAAGUUUUCUAACUACGUGGCAAAUCAUCCCAAAAUGUCGAUUAGCAUCCGACGAGUGAUGUAUAUAGUGAGACGUUCGUCUCUGUGUGAUCACGUUUGCGAGCAAAGACUCGUUCCCCAUUCCUUACACUAUUCGCUCGCAUCGUAUAUUCUGUGAAUGACCACUGGAGCAUGGUUUCUACCGCACAGAGAAUGCUAUCCAAACCCUACAUUUCAGACAGAACGACUUCUUGCUGCUGUCUUCCCAACAGUGCAAACGGAGAUCGUUAUUUUAAACCUCAUUUGCCUUUCUGAGUUUUGCUCAUUGCUUCUAACCUAUACUUUAUGAAUUGGCAUAUAUUAUUGAUCUUCC
Molecule: messenger RNA, 3746 nt
Organism: Dicrocoelium dendriticum
Lineage: Eukaryota; Metazoa; Platyhelminthes; Trematoda; Plagiorchiida; Dicrocoeliidae
Source: the annotation of a GenBank genome assembly